This is a messenger RNA of Fusarium coffeatum, 1356 nucleotides long. RefSeq lists its product as uncharacterized. The record is from RefSeq and is a predicted model, not a curated record. Bases 1 to 1356 code for a protein of 451 amino acids. The transcript has a single exon. NCBI's taxonomy places the organism in Eukaryota, Fungi, Ascomycota, Sordariomycetes, Hypocreales, Nectriaceae.
AUGGUUUCUGCAAGGCUCUUCGUCGUGGCCUUCGCGCUUCGCUCUGCUGUCGCUUCGCCAUGCAAACCUCGUCCCAUUUCGACGACCUCAGCUCUUGAAUCGUCUGCCACUGCCACUUCUGGUUCCACUUCUUUGACCUUUGAGAGUUCCACUGAUGUCUCAUCCACCUCCAGCGAGACUUCUGUUGAGACAUCUGGCACUUCAACCUCUGACGUGUCUCUGACUACUGCAACCACUGGUACUGCAAGUAAGACCGAGACCUUGUCCACGAGUGCCACUGGUGGUACGAGCGCUGAGUCUCUGCGGAGUGAGACCAGUACAACAGAUGGCUCCACCACCGUCGGGACCUCUGCUGGGACCACGACAACUGCGGGCGAGUCUACUUCAGACACAACCAAUACAGUCCUGACCACCACUAAGGCCGUGACAGAUGGUACUGAGUCUCCUUCAGUCACAGCCUCCACAGCCACUUCUACCUCUGAGUCUUCUACCGAGACUUCUGCUGAAGCUCAUGACACCACUUCCACUGGCUCUGCCACCCACAUAGAUACGACAACCGCAAUUGAGUCUGCUAGCGAUACCUCCACUGACGUCUCGACAACCACAGGUACGGAGCCUAGCUUGGUCACCACUACCGUAGCCGACUCCACCACCGACACCUCCGCUGUGGACUCUACUACUGACACUACUGGGUCCCCCUCGGACACAACCACCACGACUGAAGCGGUCACCUCGACUGAGACCUCUACCGAGCCCUCUACUAAGCCUCAAUCUACCACUGUCACAGAGUCUAUGUCAGACACAACCACAACGGCCAACUCUAGCAUCGAGUCCACCGAGUCUACCGAACCUACCUCAGACACCGCCACAACAGCUCAGUCUACCACCGCGACUUCCUCAGAGGGCUCUACUCCGACAGCAGAGUCUACAACCCAGACCUCUGCUACGGCCUCUACUACCCCUACCACCGUCGUCUCCUCAGACACGACUGCUACCACUGGAGCGGCCACUUCUACUGAGACUUCUACUGAGCUGCAGUCUGCCGCAACCACUGAGCCCACCUCCGACACCACAACGGCCCAGUCAACCACUGCUGUGUCGACCGAGGCCUCGACCACGACAACUACUGAGUUCAGCUCGGGCACCACUACUACGGCCGAGGUCACUACCGAGACGUCUUCCACUGAGGCCUCGACUACCACCUCUGCUGAGUAUUCGUCGGACACUUCCACCACUGUAGCUGCCACCUCAACCGAGACUACCUCUUCUACCCUUGUCGAGUCCACCACAACCACUGCCGAGGCAAUGACCACUUCCAGUGAGGAAUGCAAGAUCUAUCCUUAUAUGCUUAUCUAA